AUGCCGCCGGCUUCCGAGCUGCACGAGCCGUACGAGAGGUAUCUGUACGCGGACCUGCGCCACGAGUUGUCCGUGCGCCACAUACGUGUUCCUCGUUCCGGACAGUGCCUAAAUACUCGCGUGGGCUUCAUUCACCUCCUGCGCGACUGGGACCAGGCGCAAACGCAGACCCCCGAGACUCCAAGGCGGACAUCACCUCGACGGACUCAGAACAAGCACCAGACUCAGAUGGCCUCUACUCGUGUCAGUCGAGCGCGUCGUGGCUGCCGCUUCCGCCUCAUCAACGUACUGCUGAGCCCAGAAUUCAAGCGGCGCUGGAACGAAAUGAUCUCACGCGGCGGCAAGAUGGAGGUGAACCGUCUCUGGAUGGACGUCCACGCCGCCUUCAUGGCGCAGAACUCUGCGCUGGAUGGAUUGCACUUCCAGGACGCCCUUUUCGUCAACGUCACGCCCAAUGUUAUCCUCGGACACUCGGCCGCGCGACUGCUGCAGAUGUGGAUCGAGAUAGUCAUCAUGUACCGCAACGCCGUGGCUCAAGCCAAAGAGGCGGCAUCUCACAACGACAACGCUCACUCGUUCUUUGAUUUUUGCGCUGGGAGAUUGGACCUGCUGUAUCUGCACAUGGCCAUGCUGCUGGAGCCCAAGCUUUACGACUUUGUCAUGUCAGACAAACUCUCUAAUGCGGAGCCUUUUAGCAAAAUUAAGACUAAGCCCAAGGCAGUGGUGAAUGCUACUGAAGCUAUACAAGCAAAAACUGCCGAUAGUAAGCCAGGGGCAGCGAUUAAGGCGGCGGCAGCGAAGGCUAUAUCUACGGCUCCAGUUUCUACCGCCAAGGAGGCCGUGGCUUCUACACCUGCUCCGAGCAAAGCAGCGGUGGCGAAUCCCCUUACUCAGUUGAAAUCGUCCGGAGUGCUCACACAGAAUCCGGAGAUGAAAGAACCUCUCUCGCCCGCCAUGGCUAAGAGAUCCGUAACAACGAAGACGGCUGCAGCCAAAGUCAACAAGUUAACUAUUAAAGCUAAAAGCAAGCAGGCAAAGCCAGAAGAAACUCACCGCACAGGGCGUUCCGGCUUGAAGAAGGCUAAGGAACCUGGAAGGUCAAGUUAG
Molecule: messenger RNA, 1107 nt
Organism: Phytophthora infestans T30-4
Lineage: Eukaryota; Oomycota; Peronosporomycetes; Peronosporales; Peronosporaceae
Exons: 1
Coding region: 1-1107 (368 amino acids)
Source: RefSeq, a predicted model, not a curated record